Carya illinoinensis is the source of this 483-nucleotide messenger RNA. RefSeq lists its product as uncharacterized. The transcript has a single exon. Bases 1 to 483 code for a protein of 160 amino acids. The record is from RefSeq and is a predicted model, not a curated record. NCBI's taxonomy places the organism in Eukaryota, Viridiplantae, Streptophyta, Magnoliopsida, Fagales, Juglandaceae.
AUGUCUCUCUAUCAUUUAGUUUACGGUAAAGCAUGUCAUUUUCCUAUUGAGUUAGAACAUAAGGCUUAUUGGGUUGUCAAACACUAUAACUUUUCUACUAACAAUUCUGGUGUUUUAAGGAAAUUGGAGCUGAAUGAAUUAGAAGAGUUGAGACACAAUGCCUACGAUAAUGCCAAACUUUACAAGAAGAAAAUUAAGGCUUUCUAUGAUAAGCACAUUCUAAGAAAGAGUUUUCUCCCUAAUCAAAAGGUUCUCUUCUACAACUCUAGGUUCUAUGUGUUUGCCGGUAAAUUUCAAUUAAAAUGGAGUGGUCUUUAUAUUGUUCAGGCAGUGUUUGCCCAUUGGGCUGUUGAAAUCCUCAAUCCAAACAAUGGCAAUAUCUUUAAGGUUAAUGGACAAUGGCUCAAACCUUUCCUUGAACAUUUUUCUCCUGAGGAUACCACUAUCCAUUUACUGAACCCUGACUCUCCAGUCGAGUCUUGA